AUGUCGGACGACAUCCGCGCUGCUAUGCUGGGGGUGGAUUCCAGCGGCACCGCACCGACUUCUUCGAGUAAUGUCGAGGAGGAUAACGCCGAUUAUGCACCGCAUCGCCUUGACUCCCGCGACUACAGUGACGACUGGGAUCGAGGUGCAUCUAGCACUGCACCACCUGUACAUCAAGCUCCACCUCAAGCACCGCGCCGCAACGCAAGGCCCAGCUUCCCCUUCGCACGGCCAUCGUACGAUGAGUACGAUCGGCGCCGCGCUGAAGCCGAACGUGAUUGGGGCAAUGCCGACUUCGACGAGCCAGAUAUCUAUUGGCAGCACCGCCCAUGCCCAGCAUCCUGGACAGACCGCCUUUGCACCGCACCGCGUGCACGGGAGGAUGCCUUCUGCUCCUCGUCUUCCUUCUCGUCUGCGAACGAUCUCUACUUCUCGACCGUUUGCGGCGGUCUCUCCUCGACCGGCGACUUCUGCUGCCGCUGCUGCGGCCCAUAUUUUCGAACUUAUUUCAAAUCUUAA
Messenger RNA from Symbiodinium necroappetens, 519 nucleotides. The record is from the annotation of a GenBank genome assembly. NCBI's taxonomy places the organism in Eukaryota, Dinophyceae, Suessiales, Symbiodiniaceae.